GCGUUCAGCACCGCGAGCGGAGGACAGCUCCCGAUCCUCCCGCAGAAAAACACCGCAGAAGAGCUCCAACCGGCCGGCUUCACAUCCACACGACAACCGAGAGCUGUGGUCAUGUAUGAUGGGGCGAGGGUUUCCUCCCCUGAGGACUCUGCGAAUGGCGUCCCGCUGCAGUCAGAGGCUCCAGCCAUCCCCCGUCCUACCACUGAGGAGCCGGAGGAGGAAGAGGAGCAGGGCGUCCCAUCUGAACCUGUCCUGGUGAAGAAGACUCACAGAGAGAUCCUGGACCAUGAGAGGAAGAGGAGGGUGGAGCUGAAAUGCAUGGAGCUGCAGGAGAUGAUGGAGGAGCAGGGGUAUCCUGAAGAAGACAUCCGGCAGAAGGUGGAGACGUUUCGCCAGAUGCUGAUGGAGAAGGAGGGAGUGAUCACUAGAGAGGGAUUCAACCCACGACCACCGGUCAGGCUGCUUCCUCAUGAAGACGGAGAUCAUGUGGAAAAUGUUGCGUACACUGACGGCUAUGAACAAGACUAUGACUGGGAUGGAGAGUAUUAUGAGCAAGACUCGGCAGCUUAUGAUGACUGCAGCAGACCCAAGAGGAAAUCCAGCAGUUCACCUUCACCUCGUCCAAAGAAGAGGAAAAAGAAGAAGGCACGAAGACACAGCCGAGACAAGAGGAAGAAAAGCGGAAAGAAACACAAAAGAGACAGGUCCACAUCUGGCUCGCGGAGGAAGAGGAGGCACAGAUCUGGGAGCCCCAAAAACAAACACAAAGACAAGAACAAACAGAAGAAGAGGUGUUCAGUGGAUUCUCCCAGCAGGAGUUCUCAGCACAGAGGCAGCUGCUGUAGCUCCCGCAGUGGAUCCGUCUCCUCCAGCAGAUCAAAUGCGAAGAGCAGGAACGACAGGCACAAACAGGAAGGAAGUCACUCCAGCCGCAGCCCCCCUCCCUCCCCCAGCACCGAGCAGCCAAUCACGUGGCAGAAUGGAAACCACAGCAUACGGGUGCGCAACGGAAAAGACUCGGGAGCCAAUCACGCGGAGGGGAAUAAAGGGAACGAUAAGCUUCCCUCGACGUCUCCUCAUGUGAGAGGUGUUAAAGGAGCUGCGGCGCAGGACGACUGCGCGGAUGGGAAAGCGCCGAUUUCGGAGAGCGCAGGGAGACGAGGUGGUCGGACGAGGGUGAGAGAGAAGACCGAGCACUCGCCGGCGCACAGCAGCGACUCACAGCAUGAGAUGCACACUAAAAGCAAGAGUCAGAAGAAGACAAAGGAUGCUCACUCCUCUAAGCGGCACCAUCGUGGACGUGGCCAGAAUCGACACCGGAGCUCAUCAGUGUCUCCCGGUCGGCACAAACACGCGUCUAAAAAGAAGAAGAGCAAAAGUCACGGGACGACGCGGCAGCGGAGCAGCUCCUGGAGCAGUGGCAGGUCGACAUCACGGGAACGCGGAACCAGCAAGAACAAAUCACCUCACGCCCGCCAGAACAACUCCAGAGAAAGAGACAGUCCUCAUCAUUCAGACGCAGAGAGAGCUCGCCGCCGCUCACGCAGUUAUUCCCCGAUCCGCAAGAGACGGAGAGACUCGCCCAGCUUUAUGGAGGCUCGCAGGAUCACCAGUGCACGGAAGCGUCCGAUCCCGUAUUACCGUCCGAGCCCAUCGUCGUCCUCCAGCUCCAGCAGUUACAGCAGCAGCUCCAGCCGGAGCCGGAGCCGCAGCCGCAGUUACAGCAGCACGUACAGCAGCUACAGCAGCCGCAGCGUCAGCCCAUCACACAGUUACUACAGCCAAAGCAGCUCACACAACUCCACAACUGCACACUUCUAGCACACACACACAUCGCAGUUUAAAGGUGAACUGCACUGCAAACAUUAUUACUUACUUAUUUAAUUUGUGUCAUGCAUUUCUUUUGUUUUCCAGUACAUGAUAUACAGUUUUAGGCAUAAAUAAUUGCGCAAACACAUCUGAUCUCAGCAGCUGAUAAACAUGAGCAAAACUGCCCUGAAUGCUGGGUUUGUGUACAGUGUGAAUAUAGCUAGUCAAUCGGGAAAUAACUGCUUAACAAAAGUUAUCAAGUACAGUCAGUCUGUACAGAACAAUAGCAGACAUUCAAUUUGAGCAGUCGGCAAACACACACACACACACACACACACACACACACAAACACACACACACACACAUACACAGAGAUUUCACACAUAGUUAUAAAUAUAUCCAGUGUCUCUAUUUAAAGACUAAAGGCCUGAGGAACAAACAUAAGAUGAGCACUUUUUUCCUGAAAUUCUUCCACGCUGCAAAUAUUACCAAAAAACUGGGUUAACAAUGUUAAAUCGAAAAUAAUCUGAAAAUCCAGACACUUUAUUAUCAUGGUGGAGAUUGAGACUCAUGAGAAACAAAAGCAAGAACAAACUGAUUUUAUUAGUUGUAGAUUUUUUUAUACAGGAUAGUUCAUCAUUUGGGUGAAUCUCAUAAAGAAAAGUCUAAAUGUUUAGGAAUAUUUUUAAAAAUCCUCUUUUUUAUUUACAAGAAAAGCAGCUUUGUCAUGAUCACCAGCAAUCCAGCAUGUGCAGAUCGCUGGUAAACACAAGGUAUUGCAUAGAACUACAAAUCUGCCAUUAAAUGGACUACAAGAUCCAGUCAUGCACCACUCACACACCUGGCCUAGAUCCCCAUGAUUGCAGACAGGCACAGCUGAAGCUACUCCAGGACUGAUUAUAGGACAUAAUAAGAGUCUUCUGUUAAAUGAAUUGGAUACUGGACAGAGGGAGUGCGGAACCGAAUGCAGGGUUAUUUAGCAGAAUGGUCAGGCAAGCACCGGGAGCAAACAGAUGUAUACAGGUUAACCCAGAUUCGUAGUCAAAAUAACUGGGAGAUGGUCAAAAGGCAGGCAGCAGACAACGUAAAACAAACAAAACAAGGCUAGGUUCAAACACGGCAAGACAAGGCAAGGGAAAGCUCGUCGUAAUGUUCCACUAUACAGAUUAACAAGACUUGUAGUUCAUUACAAUAACUUGUGUUUAUCUGCGCAGGCUGGAUCGCUGGUAAUCUUGACAAGCGUUUAUUACCAAGGCUAACAGAAUUCUGGUAAAAACUCUACUAGUGUGAUAUAAUUUAGGGUUUAAUUCGGGCUACUAAUAAAGAAGUGGUUUAAAUGUCUUGGAAAUCAGAGAAAAAACGAAAGUUUUAUUUGUAUUUAUUAUGCAGCUUUUUAAAAUUUAUUAUUUGUUUAUUUUGUUUAAAAAUCACUGACAGUUUUGUGUGAGAUUCAAUUAUUUAGUGUUAUUUAGUCCAUGAUUUGGGAGACUCUCAUCAAUUAAACAUCCAAGUAUUUGGAAAUAUUACAAUUUAUUCAUGCUCACGUCUGCUCAUUAAGUCUACCAGAAUCACAAUAAAAACCAACUGGGACUAAUUGUUGAUAUGUACCCCUGUAUGCAUUUCAGGAGAUUGUGAAAUACGUCCCAGGAGGUAUGUUUUUUUGCAGUGUUUGUUUUCGCGAAUCCACUAGA
Molecule: messenger RNA, 3500 nt
Organism: Danio rerio (zebrafish)
Lineage: Eukaryota; Metazoa; Chordata; Actinopteri; Cypriniformes; Danionidae
Source: RefSeq, a predicted model, not a curated record